AUAGACACUUCCGAGAAAUCAGAACUACCCCGGAGAGGGAGGGGCCCCGAGCUCUGUCCCAGCACAUAAAACCACCCUGCUCUGGGCUCUGCUUCAGGAAGCUUCUACCUAUUUCACUUGAGACCUCACCGGCUCCUCAGAUCCAGAGAUGAUCAAGAGGGACCAGGAGAUGGCGAACUGGGGGACUCCCCAGGGCCCAGGACCCGUGGUGUCCACCGUGGUCAACAUCCAGCCUGAGAUGGCCGUGCCCGACCACAUUGUCUGGUCCCUGUUCAACACGAUCUACUUCAACAUCUGCUGCCUGGGCUUCGUGGCAUUAGCCUACUCCGUGAAGUCCAGGGACCGGAAGAUGGUGAACGACAUGAUUGGGGCCCAGAGCUACGCGUCCACCGCCAAGUGCCUGAACAUCGCAGCCCUGGUCCUGGGCAUCCUUGUGAUCGUAGUGGGCAUUGUUGUGGUGGUGUUGCAGGCAGUCACCAUUGCAGCAGCGGUGGCCAGGCAGAACCACAGAGGCUACUCCUAGGUGCUGCCCUUGGCCGGGGCACCACGUCCUCCCCACCCCUCCCGGCCCUGCCCCCGCCGCC
Phyllostomus discolor (pale spear-nosed bat) is the source of this 584-nucleotide messenger RNA. Its product is annotated as interferon-induced transmembrane protein 2-like. Lineage: Eukaryota; Metazoa; Chordata; Mammalia; Chiroptera; Phyllostomidae. Gene Ontology annotation, cellular component: plasma membrane. Gene Ontology annotation, biological process: response to interferon-beta; host-mediated suppression of symbiont invasion; type I interferon-mediated signaling pathway. The coding region runs from base 149 to 523 and encodes 124 amino acids. The transcript is spliced from 2 exons. The record is from RefSeq and is a predicted model, not a curated record.